AUGAAUUCAGAAAUUUUGAAGGAACUCGGAUCCUCCGAUACAGUAACUGUUAUCUGGGGUCACUCCUCUUCUCAGUCCACUCCUUCAAAUGAAUCCAUGAAGUCUCUUGUUGAAACGCUCAAAUUCAAAGUCACUGAUGGUAGUGUUCAGCUUGAGAAUUUUGAUAAAUUCAAAGAAGAUUCGUCGGCUGUUGCUGGUUCGGUUAUUUUAACUGGUUGGCCCGUCGCCUUCCCCGCCGAAAAACACGACUUUACUUUCUUCUCAACACUUGUUGCCAAAAUGCCCGUUGGAGGACGACUUUUUUAUCGGGGAAUUGUCGAUGGAGAUCUUGCUAAAACUGUUGAAUCGAUAAGAAAAUCUGCUUUGUUCAGUGGUCUCGUUGAUAUUAAAUUUAUUGAGUGCGAGAGUGGCUGCGUUUGCUUUAGUGCUUCUCUGCCCUACGAGACUGGUGCCAGUGCCAAGUUGCCAUGGGCAAAAGUGGAUGACAAUACCGUUUCUGACGAUAUCUGGGAUGCUGUGGAGGGUGAGGAGGGGGCUAGUUUGGUCAACACAGAAGAGCUCCUCACAGCCACUGACCUUGCACCUCCCCCUGUGGCCCCAUGUGGUGAACCGACAGCCGCGAGCGGUGGUGUGAAGAAAAAGAGAGCUUGUAAGAACUGCACUUGUGGCCUUGCCAAACUUGAAGCAGAAGAAGCUGCUGCAGAAGCGGAGAAGGCUGCAACUGCUGGUGUCAAGUCAAGUUGUGGAAACUGUUAUCUCGGCGAUGCUUUCCGGUGUUCCUCUUGUCCUUAUAGAGGUCUACCUCCGUUCAAACCAGGCGAACAGGUGGUUAUCCCCGAUGAUAUGCUCUCCGCUGAUAUCUGA
Rodentolepis nana is the source of this 864-nucleotide messenger RNA. NCBI's taxonomy places the organism in Eukaryota, Metazoa, Platyhelminthes, Cestoda, Cyclophyllidea, Hymenolepididae. The record is from the annotation of a GenBank genome assembly.